Messenger RNA from Wasmannia auropunctata (little fire ant), 801 nucleotides. RefSeq lists its product as uncharacterized. Lineage: Eukaryota; Metazoa; Arthropoda; Insecta; Hymenoptera; Formicidae. The transcript has 4 exons. The record is from RefSeq and is a predicted model, not a curated record. Bases 9 to 332 code for a protein of 107 amino acids.
AGUGCUCCAUGACUGUAGUUCGCGGCACGAAGAGGUUACACGAAGUGACACAUUCAUCGUAUGUGCAACGGGUGCACUACCAAACCUGUCUCGGCGUCGGCAACUCCCUCGACGCCACGGGCGGGCGAGUCUGGAGCCUACCUUGUACUCGCCCCCCGCAGAUCUGCUUUCCGACGCAAGGAGGCAGUACGGUGCACGCAGCAGUAUCAAGGCACAUGCGCCCCCGCAGCGCAGCACUUUACCCCUGCAGGCAGUUAACAGGCUGUACGGUGUACACCGGCGCAGCACACCAUCCGUGCCCCCGCAGCGCAGCACUAUAUCCCUGCAGAUAAGUAGCAAUUGACACUAUUUAUAUGUCUGUUACCCUCUCCAUUGAAAUAUCGCUAUGUCACGUCAUAAAGUCAUCCUACAUUCCCAUUAGGCACAAUUGGUGGUUACUAAUCCUCUAAUGCUAUUUUCAGGUUAUACAGCGUGCAUCGAAGCAGCACCACGUAUAUGCCCUCGCAACGCAGCACAGUGCCCCGGCACCAGCACCAAUCAACAGGCAACACAAUGCACACCGACGCGGUGACAACGUAUGCGCUCCCACAAUGAAAAAAGAAUUCUCAGCAAUCAAUCAGCUGACAACACCGCUCAAUUGGGUGCUCUACAGAGGCCGUCACUGUAUCCCUCAGCUGACUGUACCCUCGAUCCACUAAGCUACGCUGCAUACACCGGUGCAGUGGCACCGUAUACACAGUCGCUGUACAUUAUUUGUCUCUACAUACGAAUAAAUAAUCGUUUUAACUUUAAUUAAGAUAA